Molecule: messenger RNA, 261 nt
Organism: Hydatigera taeniaeformis
Lineage: Eukaryota; Metazoa; Platyhelminthes; Cestoda; Cyclophyllidea; Taeniidae
Source: the annotation of a GenBank genome assembly
AUGAUGCCUAAUGCAAUGAUGCCGCAAAUGCCUAACGGUAUGAUGCCGCCGUAUGGUGCACCACCAGCGGCAAUGACCCAACCGGGUAUGAUGCACACACACCAAAUGCAGCCACCCAUGUAUCCCUAUCAGAACGGAAUGAUGAACUGGCCGUGCCAGGGUUCGCAGAUUGGUGCACCACAGAUGCAGCCCUCGGUUCCACCUACUCCGGUAUUCCAGUUUCAAAUAUCGCCAGGAAAAAAUGCACCUGGUAGGAAAUGA